GGCUGAUUAUGGAGAGCGGAGGUCCACCGGCCACAUGGCAUGGGCUGCCGCUGCUGCUGCUACUGCUGCUGCUGCCUCCCAGCCCUGAAGGACGAGCCGUGAGACAUACUCUCCCCAGACAGAGGACUCAGGACCGGCCUGCUCUGCACCUCAGCAAUGGCCCUGGACAAGAACUUGUAACCAUCAUGACCUUUAACCUCACCAAGAUCAUAAAAACCUCCUCCUCCUUUGAGUUUCGGACCUGGGAUCCAGAGGGAGUGAUUUUUUAUGGUGAUACCAAUCCAGAGGAUGACUGGUUUGUGCUGGGACUUCGGGAUGGCAGCCCUGAGAUCCAGCUUCAUAAUCACUGCCAACUUACAGUGGGUGCUGGACCCCGGCUGGACGAUGGGAGGUGGCACCAGGUGGAAGUGAAGAUCCAUGCAGAUUCUGUGAUGCUAGGGCUGGAUGGGGAGGAGGUGCUGCAUCUGAGACAGGUCUCUGGGCCACUGGCGCACAAACCCCAGCCCAUCGUGAGGAUUGUUCUGGGGGUGCUGCUCUUCCCUGCCUCCAAACUCUGGUUGUGGCCGGUCCCUGCCUUGGAUGGCUGCCUGCGCCGGGAAGACUGGCUGGACCAGCAGGCCCAGACCUCAGCAUCUGUCCCCACUAGUCUCAGAAGCUGUGCUGUAGAGUCUCAACCUGGGAUAUUCUUCCCGCCAGGGACUGGUGCAGAAUUCAGUCUCGAAGACAUUCCCUGGCCUCAUGUAGAGCCCUGGGCCUUCUCCUUGGACCUGGGACUCCAGCUAGCAGCAGGCUCAGGCCACCUCCUUGCCCUUGGGACCCCAGAAAACCCUUUCUGGCUCAGCCUCCACCUCCAAGAUCAAAAAGUGGUGCUGUCUUCUGUGUCAGGGCCAGGGCUGGAUCUGCCCCUCAUCUUGGGGAUCACUCUUCAGCUGAAGCUGACUGUGUCCAGGGUGGUUUUGAGCCAGGGGACAAAGAAGGAGAUCCUUGCUCUGCCUCCCAUGGGCCCUGCCCCCCUCCUCAACCUCUGGGCCCAAACACAGGGGCGUCUCUUCCUGGGGGCUUUGCCAGGAGAGGCCUCUUCUGCAUCCUUUUGCUUGGAUGGCCUUUGGGCACAAGGCCAGAGGCUGGACAUGGACCGGGCCCUGAGCAGAAGCCAGGACAUCUGGACUCACAGCUGCCCCCAGAGCCCAGGCAAUGGCACCGACACUACCAUUACAUCCCCACCUAAGAACCUCCUUUGA
Lagenorhynchus albirostris (white-beaked dolphin) is the source of this 1241-nucleotide messenger RNA. RefSeq names its product sex hormone binding globulin (gene SHBG). Lineage: Eukaryota; Metazoa; Chordata; Mammalia; Artiodactyla; Delphinidae. The record is from RefSeq and is a predicted model, not a curated record. Gene Ontology annotation, molecular function: steroid binding.